ACAACACACCACCACACCCGUCAAAAAAACACACCACCACCACGGCUAUGCUUCUUCCCCUGACGGACACAAGGUGGGUCCGGAGAGGAGAUUUCUCGAUCCCGUACGGAGUGUGCAGGCGGCGGAGGGAAAAGGUAAGGACGGUCGCUUUAGGACCGUCGUCGUGCGGCGGUGCUUGGGCUGUUGGCAGCGACGGGAUAGGAGACAGGGGAGGCGCUAAUGUCCGUCAAGGCGUGCUUCGGCAACGUCGCCAACGCGCUCGUCGACUGGGACGGCGGCCGCGACCACUGCCCCUGGCGGGGGUCGUCGCCUGCGACACCAACUCCUUGGCCUGGAGGAAGCUCAAAGGAAGCAAGACUUCAACAAAAAUCUCUGAAUGCAUUCCAAGCUUCUGUACGGCGUACGUCGUUUCAAAGGGCAAACUGUCAUUCGUGCACUCUUACACCUGAUGCCUGUGAAACACCCAAGACCAUAUCUUCUUCAACCGUUUCUUCUCCUAGCUCUGGAAGCCUUUCCAGUGCGCCCUCAACAGAGUGGGCUGACAGAAAUGGAACAUCAACUGUAUUAUUCCGCCAGUCAUCUCUGCCAUCGCAAUGUGAUCACACACUCGUAAAUAUAAAUAGGUCAAUCCUGAAGCUAGCCCUUUAGGCAGUGCUGGCAGCGAGAUCUCUUACCAUGCUGAUACAACCCUGAAGACAAAUUCACAACCAGUCACACAGUAGCGCAACUCAGUAGCAGCAGCAGUGGGGAUUCAGUUUACAGGAGCUUCCGGGGAGAUAGCUUCCGAGAUAUCUCUGAUCUGCAGGCAGCAGUUUCAGAAACUGCAAGAGACCUUAGGCAUUCUCAUGCCCAGGUAGUUGUUUCACCCUGGGCAAAAAUAUUUCAUUCUAUUGGGUACAAACUUUUUUUUCUUUUAAGAUGAUGGAAGGGUUCAUCUCUAGGCCUCAGCAUCAUACGAUGCACACUGCCAAAGCAAAAUAUCACUACAUGAAAGCCAACAUGUUUACCCAAAUGAAUGUACAAUUUAUGAUAUUUUUUGGCUAAACAGGAUGAGCUGAAGCUUCAAAUUGAGAGUAUGAAGGUCAAACUGCGACAUGUAUUCUACAGUUGUGGCUAUGGACAACUUUUGGCCAGUCCGGUGUAUUCUACAAUUGAGGCAAUGGAGCACUUUUGACCAGUCUAGUGUAUUCUACAGUUGUGGCACUGGAGUAGUCAUUAUCCACAAAACCAGGGAUGUUGUUGUUACCAUGUAUCUAUGUGAACAUAAAUCGUGAGCACUGGAUAAUAGUAUUUAUGAUAUAUGUACAAUGUAUAUUUUUUCCACUCUAUGCUAUGACAUUGUGAGCUGCAUCUAUUUU
Triticum aestivum (bread wheat) is the source of this 1358-nucleotide messenger RNA. RefSeq lists its product as uncharacterized. The transcript has 3 exons. The coding region runs from base 220 to 648 and encodes 142 amino acids. NCBI's taxonomy places the organism in Eukaryota, Viridiplantae, Streptophyta, Magnoliopsida, Poales, Poaceae. The record is from RefSeq and is a predicted model, not a curated record.